Molecule: messenger RNA, 5979 nt
Organism: Castor canadensis (American beaver)
Lineage: Eukaryota; Metazoa; Chordata; Mammalia; Rodentia; Castoridae
Source: RefSeq, a predicted model, not a curated record
ACACUAUCCCAUGGGAUGGAAAGAAACGGGUUUGGGUGCCUGAUGAACAGGAUGCCUACGUGGAGGCUGAGAUCAAAUCAGAGGUUACUGGCGGCAAAGUCACCGUGGAGACCAAAGACCAGAAGGUUGAAUUCCCCCUUUCCUGAGAUUAGCUCCUCUGUCUUUGUGGGGGGGUGCAGCAUCAGGGGUAUAUAGAAAGGCAGACAAUAGAACCUGCAGUCUGCAGCCUGAUCCUGGAAGAUCAUGCCCCAGAGUGGGGCCCCUGGUCUUCAGGCCUGCGCCUGCGUGGGAUCCGCACGCUGGAUGAGCAGGGCCUGGGGAGUGUAUGGGUGGGAGUGGGAGGUAAACUCAGUUGGUCCAUCCCUGUCCGGCACCCUAUUACUUGCCUCCUUGGCAGGUGCUGACAGUACGAGAAACCGAGCUGCAGCCCAUGAACCCGCCCCGCUUCGACUUACUGGAGGACAUGGCUAUGAUGACGCACCUCAAUGAAGCGGCUGUGCUGCACAACCUACGCCAGCGUUAUGCUCGCUGGAUGAUCUACACCGAGAAAACCAGUCCAUGCUGAUCACCAAUUUCUGGCAACAAAAACUGGGGGCACCCUUGAGGAUCAAAUCAUUGAGGCUAACCCAGCCAUGGAGGCUUUUGGCAACGCCAAGACCCUGAGGAAUGACAACUCCUCCCGCUUUGGCAAGUUCAUCCGCAUUCACUUUGGUCCCUCUGGGAAGCUGGCCUCUGCAGAUAUUGACAGCUACCUCCUGGAGAAGUCUCGUGUGAUCUUCCAGCUGCCUGGGGAGCGUAGCUACCAUGUCUACUACCAGAUCCUCUCAGGGAAGAAGCCAGAGCUACAGGACAUGCUGCUCCUGUCUAUGAACCCCUAUGACUACCACUUCUGCAGCCAGGGUGUCAUCACUGUGGAUAACAUGGAUGAUGGGGAGGAGCUCAUCGCCACAGAUCAUGCCAUGGACAUCCUGGGCUUCAGUAUGGACGAGAAGUGUGCCUGCUACAAGAUCGUGGGAGCCCUCUUGCACUUUGGCAACAUGAAAUUCAAGCAGAAGCAGCGGGAGGAGCAGGCUGAGGCAGACGGCACUGAGAGUGCUGACAAGGCUGCCUACCUGAUGGGAGUCAGCAGUGGGGAUCUUCUCAAAGGUCUUCUGCACCCCCGGGUUCGUGUGGGGAAUGAGUAUGUGACCAAGGGUCAGAGUGUGGAGCAGGUGGUGUUUGCUGUAGGGGCUCUGGCCAAAGCCACCUAUGACCGCCUGUUCCGGUGGCUAGUGUCUCGGAUCAACCAGACCUUGGAUACAAAGCUGCCCAGACAGUUCUUUAUUGGGGUCCUGGACAUUGCCGGUUUUGAAAUCUUUGAGUUUAACAGCUUUGAGCAGCUGUGCAUCAACUUCACCAAUGAGAAGCUGCAGCAGUUCUUUAACCAGCACAUGUUCGUGCUGGAGCAGGAAGAGUACAAGCGUGAGGGAAUCGACUGGGUCUUCAUCGACUUUGGCCUUGACCUGCAGCCCUGCAUUGACCUCAUCGAGAAGCCGCUGGGCAUCCUGUCCAUUCUGGAAGAGGAGUGCAUGUUCCCCAAAGCUUCAGAUGCGAGCUUCCGUGCCAAGCUUUAUGACAACCACUCAGGAAAGUCACCCAACUUUCAGCAGCCUCGGCCUGACAAGAAGCGCAAGUAUCAGGCCCACUUUGAGGUGGUCCACUAUGCAGGCGUGGUGCCUUACAGCAUUGUGGGAUGGCUGGAAAAAAACAAGGAUCCUUUGAAUGAGACUGUGGUCCCCAUCUUUCAAAAGUCACAGAACAGGCUCUUGGCCACUCUUUAUGAGAACUAUGCAGGCUCCUGCUCUACUGAGCCCCCCAAGUCUGGAGUGAAAGAGAAGCGUAAGAAGGCAGCAUCGUUCCAGACAGUGUCCCAGCUGCACAAGGAGAACCUCAACAAGUUGAUGACCAACCUGCGGGCCACACAGCCCCACUUUGUCCGGUGUAUUGUCCCUAAUGAGAACAAGACCCCAGGGGUCAUGGAUGCUUUCUUGGUGCUACACCAGCUACGCUGCAAUGGAGUCCUAGAAGGUAUCCGGAUCUGCCGCCAAGGAUUCCCCAACAGGCUGCUCUAUGCCGACUUCAGGCAGCGGUACCGCAUCCUGAACCCCAGUGCCAUCCCAGACGACACCUUUGUGGAUAGCAGAAAGGCCACAGAGAAGCUGUUGGGUUCCCUAGACAUCGACCACACCCAGUACCAGUUUGGCCACACCAAGGUGUUCUUCAAGGCUGGGCUUCUAGGCAUCCUGGAGGAGCUCCGUGACCAGCGUCUGGCCAAGGUGUUGACGCUGCUGCAGGCACGGAGCCGGGGCCGCCUCAUGCGCCUUGAGUACCAACGCAUGCUGGGAGGCAGGGACGCCCUGUUCACUAUCCAGUGGAACAUCCGGGCCUUCAAUGCCGUAAAGAAUUGGUCAUGGAUGAAGCUUUUCUUCAAGAUGAAGCCACUGUUGCGCUCAGCACAGGCGGAGGAGGAGCUGGCGGCCCUGCGGACAGAGCUGCGGGGUUUGAGGGGGGCACUGGCCGCUGCUGAGGCCAAGCGCCAGGAGCUGGAGGAGACUCAUGUCAGCGUCACCCAGGAGAAGAAUGACCUGGCUUUGCAGCUGCAGGCAGAGCAGGACAACUUGGCAGAUGCUGAGGAACGUUGCCACUUGCUGAUCAAGUCCAAGGUGCAGCUUGAGGCAAAGGUGAAGGAGCUGAAUGAGCGGCUGGAGGAUGAGGAGGAAGUGAAUGCAGACUUGGCAGCCCGCAGGCGCAAGCUGGAGGACGAAUGCACAGAGCUUAAGAAGGACAUAGAUGACCUGGAACUGACACUGGCCAAGGCUGAGAAAGAAAAGCAAGCCACCGAGAACAAGGUGAAGAACUUGACAGAGGAGAUGGCCACACUGGAUGAAUCAGUGGCUCGGCUGACCAAGGAAAAGAAGGCAUUGCAGGAGGCCCAUCAGCAGGCCCUGGGUGACCUGCAGGCAGAGGAGGACCGCGUGAGUGCACUGGCCAAGGCCAAACUCCGGCUGGAGCAGCAGGUGGAGGACCUGGAGUGCUCCCUGGAGCAGGAGAAAAAGCUGCGCAUGGACACAGAGCGGGCCAAGCGCAAGCUUGAGGGUGACCUAAAGCUGACACAGGAGGCAGUGACAGAUACCACCCAGGACAAGCAGCAGCUGGAAGAGAAGCUCAAGAAAAAAGACUCAGAGCUGAGUCAGCUGAACCUUCGGGUAGAAGAUGAGCAGCUCCUCGGGGCCCAGCUGCAGAAAAAGAUCAAGGAGUUGCAGGCGCGGGCAGAGGAGCUGGAGGAGGAGCUGGAGGCUGAGCGGGCAGCCCGGGCUCGUGUGGAAAAGCAGAGGGUAGAGGCAGCGCGGGAGCUGGAGGAGCUGAGUGAGCGGCUGGAGGAAGCAGGUGGUGCAUCGGCUGGGCAGAGGGAGGGCUGCCGCAAGCGGGAGGCUGAGCUGGGCCGGCUGCGGCGGGAGCUGGAAGAGGCAGCCCUGCGGCAUGAGGCGACUGUAGCUGCCCUGCGACGCAAGCAGGCAGAUGGUGCAACUGAGCUGGGGGAGCAGGUGGACAGCCUGCAGCGAGUUCGGCAAAAGCUGGAAAAGGAAAAGAGUGAGCUGCGCAUGGAGGUGGACGAUCUGGGUGCCAGUGUGGAGACUCUGGCCCGAGGCAAGGCCAGUGCAGAGAAGCUGUGCCGGGCCUAUGAGGAUCAACUAAGCGAGGCCAAGAUCAAGGUGGAGGAGCUGCAACGGCAGCUGGCAGACGCAAGCACCCAGCGAGGGAGGCUGCAAACUGAGAAUGGGGAGUUGGGCCGCCUGUUAGAAGAGAAGGAGUCUUUGAUCAGCCAGCUGAGUCGUGGGAAGGCCUCAGCUGCCCAGAGCCUGGAGGAACUGCGGAGGCAGCUGGAGGAGGAGAGCAAGGCCAAGAGUGCGUUGGCCCAUGCUGUGCAGGCUUUGAGGCAUGACUGUGACCUCCUGCGGGAGCAGCAUGAGGAGGAGGCUGAGGCCCAGGCUGAGCUGCAGCGGCUGCUGUCCAAGGCCAAUGCUGAGGUAGCACAGUGGAGGAGCAAGUACGAAGCAGAUGCCAUCCAGAGGACUGAGGAACUGGAGGAGGCCAAGAAGAAGCUGGCUCUGCGGCUACAGGAGGCAGAGGAAGGUGUAGAGGCUGCAAAUGCUAAGUGCUCAUCAUUGGAGAAAGCCAAGCUGCGACUGCAAACAGAGUCAGAGGAUGUGACUCUGGAGCUGGAGCGGGCAACCUCAGCAGCAGCUGCACUGGACAAGAAGCAGCGGCACUUAGAGAGGGCUCUGGAGGAGCGAAGGCGACAGGAGGAGGAGACACAGCGGGAGCUGGAGGCGGCACAGAGGGAGGCCCGUGGCCUGGGCACGGAGCUCUUCCGACUGAGGCACAGCCAUGAGGAGGCCCUGGAGGCCCUGGAGACACUCAAGCGGGAGAACAAGAAUCUGCAGGAAGAGAUCAGCGACCUCACAGACCAGGUCAGCCUCAGUGGGAAGAGUAUCCAGGAAUUGGAGAAAGCCAAGAAAGCACUAGAAGGGGAGAAGAGCGAGCUCCAAGCUGCACUAGAGGAGGCAGAGGGGGCCCUGGAGCUGGAGGAGACUAAGACUCUGCGGAUCCAACUGGAGUUGUCCCAGAUUAAGGCAGAAGUAGACCGGAAGCUGGCGGAGAAGGAUGAGGAGUGCACUAACCUGAGGCGCAACCACCAGCGAGCAGUGGAGUCCCUGCAGGCCUCUCUGGAUGCAGAGACCCGGGCCCGCAAUGAGGCACUGCGGCUCAAGAAGAAGAUGGAGGGUGACCUCAAUGAUCUAGAGCUGCAGCUGGGCCAUGCCACCCGCCAGGCCAUGGAGGCACAGGCAGCCACACGGCUGCUCCAGGCCCAAUUGAAGGAGGAGCAGGCAGGACGUGAUGAGGAGCAGCGGCUGGCUGCUGAGCUCCGUGAGCAGGCACAGGCCCUGGAGCGCAGGGCUGCAUUGCUGGCUGCUGAGCUGGAAGAGCUGCGGGCUGCCCUUGAACAGGGCGAGCGCAGCCGGCGGCUGGCGGAGCAGGAGCUGUUGGAGGCCACAGAGCGCCUCAACCUCCUGCAUUCACAGAACACUGGCCUCUUGAACCAAAAAAAGAAGCUGGAGGUAGACUUGGCCCAGCUGAGUGGGGAGAUGGAGGAGGCUGCUCAGGAGAGGCGGGAAGCUGAGGAGAAGGCCAAGAAGGCCAUCACUGAUGCAGCCAUGAUGGCUGAGGAGCUGAAGAAGGAGCAGGACACCAGUGCACACCUGGAACGGAUGAAGAAGACUCUGGAACAGACGGUGCGGGAGCUGCAGGCACGCCUGGAAGAGGCAGAACAGGCUGCCCUCCGGGGUGGGAAGAAGCAGGUGCAGAAGUUGGAGGCCAAGGUGCGGGAGCUGGAGGCUGAGCUUGAUGCAGAACAGAAGAAGCAUGCUGAGGCCCUCAAGGGUGUGCGCAAACAUGAGCGCAGGGUCAAGGAGCUUGCGUACCAGGCCGAGGAGGACAGGAAGAACCUUGCUCGCAUGCAGGACCUGGUGGACAAGCUGCAGAGCAAGGUCAAGAGCUACAAGCGUCAGUUUGAGGAGGCGGAGCAGCAAGCCAGCACCAAUCUGGCCAAAUAUCGCAAGGCCCAGCAUGAGUUGGAUGAUGCAGAGGAGCGGGCAGAUAUGGCAGAGACCCAGGCCAAUAAGCUGCGAGCACGGACCCGGGAUGCCUUAGGCCCCAAGCACAAGGAGUGACAGCUUGAGUCGCAUGCCCCUGAACGCUGAAGAGGGAUAUCCGCUGUGAUCCUGUGGUCUCUUCAUCCUCACCUGCUGCCACUCCGCCCUCCCCAAGCCUGGAACACCCUGAAUAAACAUCAUGUCUGCAGCAACAGAUGGUGUCCUUCUCAUUUCUUGAGGUUCCAAGGGAGAGGGGAACACACAGUCCCACGGACAAAGUCAGGUC